CUCUAGAAAGUAAAGAAAAGAAAAGAAAAAGAAAAAAAAAACUUACCUUCUCCCAUUCACACCAAUGUUGAAUAGUUAACUCUGGUAAUUUCUGUGAAAUGAGUGAAAUAGAACAGCUCACUGAUGGCCCUGUGUAUUUGACAUGAGUGGCUGACAUUGAGUUAUCUCCUACAUAUGGGCGAUGUCCUUUCCUUUGUCCUCAUCCUAUGGGAAUCGAGUGCCGCACAGUAAACACUCAGACACCCUGGAAUGAGACCGAAGACACCCUUAGUGUACCAUGCACUCCAGAAGGAGGAAUAGUCUGUAUUAACAAAAAUCAGCCGGAUAAAUUGUGUGAAGAUUAUGAAAUUCGUUUACAAUGUCCACCAGACCAAGAUGAAUGCCUUGAUGGAACUGCCAAAUGUGAUGAAAAUGCCGACUGCUUCAAUAUAUUUGGUGGAUUUGAAUGCAAGUGUAGAAAUGGAUUUGUUGGGGAUGGAUUUGACUGUUAUGAGGGAGCUAGAUGCCGGGUCUAUGGGGACCCUCAUAUCGUCUCAUUUGACAACAGAAAGUUUGAUUACCAGGGUGUGUGCAAGUACAGGCUUGCAGAACCAUGCUAUGAUGUGGGAGGAGUCCCAAAUUUCCAAGUCAUCAACAAAAACCGCUUUAUUGGAUAUACUGGUAAAAAGACACCUCUCUCCCAGGCCAGGAAUGUAUUCGUGGAAGUUUAUGGGUUUAAGAUUCUGAUGGAGCAGAAUUUAGUGGUUAUAAUAGAUGAUGUCGAGAUUACUGUGCCAAAAAGGUUUGAACCUGCCUCAUUGGAUUGGCCUGGAUCGUACCUGGAAAUUAAACCACAUAUUUAUGGCCUGGAAUUAGUGACAGACUUUGGGCUUCGAGUUUUAUUUGAUGGAGAGAGGAAAGUUGAGAUCCAAGUGCCUAGCACAGUUAAGUCCCACAUGUGUGGAUUAUGUGGAAACUACGAUGGCAAAUGGAGGAAUGAUUUCCGCAAACUUGAUGGCACUGUUGUUGACUGGUUAUCAGCUACUGAAUUUGGUGACUCUUGGGGAGUGAAGGAUGAUGAUCCAAGGUGUGUGCAGAAGACACCCCCACCUGAGUCCUGUAGUCAGGAGUCCAUCCUCCGAGCCACUGAAAGGUGUAAGUUGAUCACAGAUGAAAGUGGACCAUUUGCUGAGUGUCUGACGACCCUGGGAGAGGAGGCCAUGGAGUAUCAGGAAUCUUGUGUCUACGACAUGUGUAGUAUGGUAGAUGACGACACCUUACUCUGUCCAUCAUUUGAAGCAUUUGCCAUGGAAUGUGAAGUUAAAGGACACAUUGUAAAUUGGCGAACAAAAGACAGAUGUCCUAUGAAUUGCCCAGUGAACAUGCACUAUAAAGCCUCUGGAACUGCCUGUAAACCAUCCUGCUUUGGACUUAGAAGGACCUUUACAUUGCCCAGACCCACCAGCAGGUGGCUGCUUCUGUGACGAAGGCUAUGUUUUGAGUGGUACAGAGUGUAUCCUUGUUGAACAGUGUGGCUGUAGUGUGGGCGGUGCCAGUUAC
Liolophura sinensis is the source of this 1539-nucleotide messenger RNA. RefSeq names its product IgGFc-binding protein-like. The coding region runs from base 207 to 1463 and encodes 418 amino acids. Gene Ontology annotation, cellular component: extracellular matrix. Gene Ontology annotation, molecular function: calcium ion binding. The transcript is spliced from 7 exons. NCBI's taxonomy places the organism in Eukaryota, Metazoa, Mollusca, Polyplacophora, Chitonida, Chitonidae. The record is from RefSeq and is a predicted model, not a curated record.